AUGGGGCCUGCCCAGUCGUGCACCGAUUCGAAAAAGCUGCUGUCUGGUCGACGCGCUCAAAGCAGUAAACAGGCGGUGGGGACACUUAUUGAGUCAAGAGCUUGGAAACCAGCUGGUCGGUCCGAUGUGCGCGUGAGGGUGGUCGUCAAGCUGCUACUGUAG
Molecule: messenger RNA, 162 nt
Organism: Peronospora matthiolae
Lineage: Eukaryota; Oomycota; Peronosporomycetes; Peronosporales; Peronosporaceae
Source: the annotation of a GenBank genome assembly